GCUGUUUGAAGAAGAGAUCUGUGGCUCCAGUCUUUUACUAUUGGACGAAUCAAAACUUAAAGAAAUUGGUGUGAAGCUUGGACCAGCUAUGCGUAUUGUUCAUGCCAGAGAUGAGCUCAUCAACUUCAAGAGAGUUGAGCCAACAUGUUCCAGAAACCAGUCAACUGGAGAACCAACCAAACCAUACCCAUUUGGUAGAUAUCAUGAUGCUUUUAGAUAUCUAAAGGACAACAUUCUUGCGGUCCCAGAAUCAGGAUCCUUCAACUUCAUAGAACCCUGUCAUGAAUUCAAAGGGUUUUACAACACUCCAGAGGAUAAGAAAAUGGAAAAAUUUAUCACUGAGGUCAUUAGGUUUGCUGCUGCCUGCAUGAAUAGCCGCACUAAUGGUACCAUACAUUUUGGAAUAGGAGACAAGCCAGAAUUUGUUCAUGGUCAGGUGUUGGGAGUGGCUGUUGAUGACAAAGAGGCAUAUGCAAAAUCCCUAAAAGAAGCCAUUGAUGGUUACUUUGAACACAAACACAAGGAUGAUGCUCAAAAGUGCAUUAAGCCUCCUCGUUUUGUUGAGGUUCUAAACAAAAACACCACUUUAUCUUAUGAAUAUGUGAUUGAAGUGGACAUUGAGCCUCAGUUUUCUAUCUGUGGAGAAAAAACCUACAAAACGUACACCAUUAAAAAAGCAAAGAAAAUGACUAACGAGACCAAAUCAAAACAAUUAAAGGUUUUCUACAUCCGUGAUGGUGGUAGUUCCAGAGAUCUUUUUGCCCCAACUACAUCUUCCAAACCCAUGGUUGAAUAUAACAAGUUUGUUGAUGGAAUACCACAACUAUCGAAGCUCCGCAAGGAUGCAGAGGAGAAGCACUCCGAAGCAAUAAAAAGCUCAACUCAAGGCUCAAAGUUAAUGCACAUGAUAACUGGUGGAACUUUGUCAUUGGAUAAGUCCAAUUAUGAGCGUUACCUGGUCGUGACAAACAAAUCUCAUUCAAGCCAUCUUAAAAAUCUGGAUUUUCUUACAGAGCUUAAACCUGUAGCUGUUCUAGACUUUGAUCCUGAAUCAAAUGAACAUGGAUUACUGAGCUACUAUGAGCAGAAUAACACGGUGAGCCCUCAUUUACCAGCAAAAUAUGAAGUAAUGGGAAGUGUCAAAGAAACUGCUGUCAAAUUGGAGUUACCUAAUAACACCAGCUGGGUAUUCUGCAAUGGAGGUAUUGAGGGAGAGAAACCCUCAGACAUUAAACAGUGGUCAAUAGAGAAAGGGGCCUCUGUACACAAAGUGAUUUCUUUCUUGUGCCGCAGAGAUGUGCUUCCACACAAGAGGUUCCUUGUCAUUUUCUUACUUUUGUCAACAGUUAGUGAGAAAAUGGACCCACUUAUUGAGACUUUCAACAUGUUAUUGCAGGAGCUCAAAGCCAUGGAUCAAAUCCUCUGUAUCUGUGACAAUGAAAAUGCAUUUACUUCAUGGAAGGAUCUCAUUUCUGCAAGGUGUGGGGAGGACAUCUCUGACAGAUGUAUAUAUGAGCUCAGCUUUGCUGAAGUCAAUGGAACCAUCCGCAGUCUUUGGUCAGAAAACCGCAGAGCCAUUCGGUUUCUACCUUGUGGGGGUGGUAUUAAGGUGCCUCUGAUGAAAAAAUCUGAGCGCAGCCUGAAAUUCUUAGAGGUCCUGUGUGUGAACCAGUGUGAAGGAGGAAAUGAGGACAGAGCUGCCAUUGAGGAGGACUUUUAUAGAGGUGGAAAUGUCUCAUGGUGGAAUUUUUAUUUCUCUGAGCAGCCUGGAUUAACCGCAUUCAUCAAACGAGACAAGUUUGAUUACAUUGUGGACACUAUUAUACCAGAUUUAUGCUCACUAACAAAAGCUUGUGUGCUGCUCAAUCUCAUCCAUUUGCCUGGGUGUGGUGGGACAACUUUGGCAAAGCAUGUGUUGUGGGCUCUUCGAGACAGAUUUCGAUGUGCUGUCCUCAAGAAAAAGUCUAACUUUGCUUAUGUGGCUGAACAAGUGGUCCAACUUCUGAUGUAUGCCUAUGAUGAGCAAACACCAAGGAUCCCUGUACUGCUAAUGAUAGAUGACUUUGAUGAUAUGGAGAAUGUUAAUGACUUACAGCAGGCCAUUGAAAAUGAGUGCAUUGAGAAAGACAUACAAUCAGCUAAAGUCAUUCUCCUCAACUGUAUGAGAUCAAAUUCCUUUGAAGUGACAGAGACAACUCCUACCACUGUAUUCAUUGGGAACCGUCUCUCUGACAAGGAGCUGAAACUGUUUGAGGUGAAACUUAGAGAAAUAGAAAAAGAACAUCAGAAUUUUGAAACUUUUUAUGGUUUCAUGAUAAUGAAGGAAAACUUUAACCCAGAAUAUAUUAAAGGGGUGGUCCAGAAAACUCUGAAAAACUUCAACAUGGAGAAAAAGAAUGCACAACUAUUUGCUGUUUUGGUUCUGUUGAAAGUUUACUGUAAUGUCUCCUCUAUCUCCUUAUCUCUAUGUAUGGAUUUUUUGGACCAUCCAAAACCUGUUUGUGGAGGUGUUCGGAUUGAUGAUAUCUUUCAGGAAUAUUCCAGUUUCAUUUCUAGCUGCUUGGAUCAAGACAUAGUUGUUUACAAAGCAGUGAAAAUAACCUACUCUAUCAUUGCAAAGCAAUGUUUGGAGGAAAUCAGAAAUACACACAAUGUGACAACAGCAAAAAUUGCCAACUUUCUUUUGACCACAGACCAGCUUUAUGAGCAUACCCAAGGUAGAGACAAUCUCGUUAAAGAUGUUCAUGAUAUUUUAGUGAAAAGGUUUCCUUCAUUUGACGAAGAUUCUCGGUUCUCUCCUCUCAUCCAACAAGUGGCUGGAGAAACACCAGGACAGGAAGAGAUAGUGCUAGAAAAUGCAACAAAAAGAUUUGACAAUGAUGCUAUUGUCUGUCAGUUGUUAGCCAGAUACUACUAUUUGAAAAAGAAGGAUUUCUCUGUUGCAAAGGAAUGGGCGAAAAAAGCAAUGGCAUUUUCAAAGGACUCCUACAUGGCAAACACUGCAGCACAGGUUAUUAAGCAUCAGCUAAAGAGUGAAAUUUCAGAGUGCAAAGAAGAUCCCAUCAGCCCAGAGAAAUUGUUAAGUUCCCUCAAAUUGGCCCAGUCUGCAAUGGUAGCAUUUAGGGAAACACAAGACCUUGCUAAGAGGGAGUCAUUUGAGCGAUUACAAAUCAAAAGAAAUAACUGCCCUUUCAACACUUCAGGAUGUCUUGGAGAAAUCCAGGUUGGAGUUUUUGUCAUACACUUAUUACAGAAAACUGUGUUUUCCUCUGAUGGUAUUCCACAUGACAUAAUGAGCCAGUUUCUAUCUGGAAAUAUUUCACUGAGUGAGAUGGAGAGAAGUGAUCCCUGGGGCAUUAAAUACAGAGAAUAUUAUGAUAUUCUUAGAGAGUUUGAGAACAUGCUUUGCAAUCUCAAAGAAAGAAUGAAGUGGAACUUUGACUACCUUGAUAGAAAUUAUGUGAAUCUUGGGACCGUAAUUGGAAUAAAGAAUCCCCGUGAGAAGGCAAGACAGUUCCUUGAGAAGGAAAAAGCUGAUACCUUCUCUGGAAUUUUGGAUUGUCUAACAAAAGAAAUCACAACUGAAGAGAUAGAAGAAAUUGUUAGGCAACACAAUUUUAUUUGCCUACCUCAGCACCAACCAAAGAGAAUAGAAAGAAUCAAUAUGAUCUAUGCAAACGUUGUGUUGGGCUGUAUUAAACCAGAAUCUGAUGUUCUGUUAUACCAAGACCCGCUUAAUGUCCUUUCUGAACUUCUGUGUGAAAAACACACAGAGGAAGAGUAUUUCUCACUGCUCUUCAUUGCAGUUGUGCUAUUAUGGCUGUCACCAGAACAUGAACUGUGUAUCCAGCUUGAGACUUACAUCUCACAGCUGAAAGUGUCGUAUUUUGAACAGAUGAAGGAAGUUAUCAAUGGAAAGUAUCCAAUUGUCCAUUUCCUGUUGGGGUCUAAGAGCAGCUGCAGGAGACUUGUGCAAAUAAAAGCAAUCCAAAGUUGUGUCACAGGUUCAGAGGAACACUUUGCUUCCCUUUGGGGAAAUGGCCAAAUAUUUAGAAAACAGGAAGUGAGAAAGUUACUUCAGAGGUUCACUGGUCAGGUGAGGGGAAAAAAGAAGAUAAUGGUAGAUACUUGUUUCCAGGAUCAGAAGCUGGAAGUCAUCCCGUUGUUUCAGAGUCAGAUUAGUGGACUUGAACAUGGAUCAAAGGUGUCAUUUUUUAUUGGGUUCUCCAUGAAAGGCCCUCUUGCACUGGACAUUGAGAGGUUCUAAAAUGCCUCCUUGGACUCAUUCUCUUUAGUG
This is a messenger RNA of Cyprinodon variegatus (sheepshead minnow), 4297 nucleotides long. Its product is annotated as sterile alpha motif domain-containing protein 9-like. Gene Ontology annotation, cellular component: cytoplasm. The transcript is spliced from 2 exons. The record is from RefSeq and is a predicted model, not a curated record. Lineage: Eukaryota; Metazoa; Chordata; Actinopteri; Cyprinodontiformes; Cyprinodontidae. Bases 89 to 4267 code for a protein of 1392 amino acids.